This is a messenger RNA of Anoplopoma fimbria (sablefish), 1212 nucleotides long. RefSeq names its product probable G-protein coupled receptor 173. The record is from RefSeq and is a predicted model, not a curated record. Gene Ontology annotation, biological process: G protein-coupled receptor signaling pathway. Gene Ontology annotation, molecular function: G protein-coupled receptor activity. The transcript has a single exon. Lineage: Eukaryota; Metazoa; Chordata; Actinopteri; Perciformes; Anoplopomatidae. The coding region runs from base 1 to 1212 and encodes 403 amino acids. Gene Ontology annotation, cellular component: plasma membrane.
AUGGCUAACCAGACCUUUGCCAUCGAUGGCCCUGGCAGUUUGCUGGCCGUACUGGCUUCGCAGAGUGGAAUGGCAAGAGGCGGAAGCAGCAGCAGCAGCAGUGGCGGUGGCGGCGGCAACAGUGGAGGAAUCUCUGCCACCGAUGUGUCUGCUUACUUUAAGCUGGUCUUCUUGGGUUUGAUCAUCUGUGUCAGCCUUGUAGGCAACCUCCUGGUCUCCAUGCUGGUCCUACGAGACAGGACACUUCACAAGGCCCCGUACUUCUUUCUCCUGGACCUGUGCCUGGCCGACGCAGUCCGCUCCGCCGCCUGCUUCCCCUUCGUGCUGGUUUCCGUCCACAACAGCUCGGCCUGGACUUACAGCGCCUUGAGUUGUAAAGUUGUGGCUUUUAUGGCCGUGCUGUUUUGUUUUCACGCUGCCUUCAUGCUGUUCUGCGUGGCUGUCACCCGCUACCUUGCCAUCGCCCACCACCGAUUCUACGCCAAGCGCAUGACCAUCUGGACCUGCGCCGCCAUCAUUUGCAUGGUGUGGACUCUGGCCGUUGCCAUGGCGUUCCCACCUGUCUUCGAUGUGGGGACGUACAAGUUCAUCCGUGACGAGGACCAGUGCAUUUUUGAACACCGCUACCUGAAGACCAACGACACCCUGGGCUUCAUGCUCAUGCUGGCCGUGGUGGUCCUGGCCACCCACGGUUUCUACGCCAAGCUGCUGCUCUUUGAGUACCGGCACCGCAAGAUGAAACCCGUCCAGCUGGUGCCAGCCAUCAGCCAGAACUGGACCUUCCACGGUCCCGGGGCCACAGGUCAAGCUGCAGCUAACUGGAUUGCGGGGUUCGGUCGCGGGCCCAUGCCACCGACUCUGUUGGGCAUCAGGCAAAAUUUACACAAUCAACAUCGGCGGCUGCUCGGCAUGGAAGAGGUGAGGUCAGAGAGGAGGCUGGGCCGGAUGUUCUACACCAUCACCCUGCUCUUCCUGGUCCUCUGGGCUCCUUACAUCGUGGCGUGCUUCUGGAGGGUGUUCGUCAAGUCCUGCACCAUCCCUCAGAGGUACCUCUCCAUCACAGUGUGGAUGAGCUUCGCCCAAGCCGGAGUCAACCCCAUCUUCUGCCUCCUGCUCAACGAGGACCUGAGGAAAGUGCUGAGAGCCCACCUGCCCACCUACUGGAGGACUAAACAACACCUGCCCCAGGAUGAGGCCUACUGCAUUAUGUGA